AUGUCUUCUUCUCUUCCAAUUUCGUUCUUUUUUUUCAAAUAUAAUAAGAAGGGUUACCAUGCUAACCCAAGGAGGGUUACCAGCCCAGUGAAGAACCUAGAGGGGAAUGCUAAAGUUGCAGCUCUAAUGGACCCUGACUUAAAAAGGUGGAACCAAGAACUGAUCCAAGCUACCUUUGAGGAGAGGGAAGCUCAAUUGAUCCUGGAGACCCCCAUCAGUACUAUGACUACCAGGGAUAGAAUCAUAUGGCAUGGUACAAAGGAUGGCUCAUUCUCGGUGAAGAGUGCUUAUCACUUGGUUAAGGACAGGGAGAUGGCAAAUCAUGGGCAAGCUUCAACCAGCAAUGGUCUCAAGGAGGUUUGGAAAAAAAUUUGGAAGUUGGACGUCACACCAGGAGACAAAACCUUUCUAUGGAGAGCCUGCCAGGAGGCUCUUCCCACUCAGUCCAACCUGUUUAAAAAGAAAGUGGUGAGUGAUCCAUUAUGCCCAAUCUGCAAUAGGGAAGAGGAAAGUGUGCAACAUGUGCUGUGGAGCUGUGAAGCAGCAAAGGAUGUUUGGAGUCAGUGCUCCAAAAAACUACAGAAAUGCUCCAUUUCUAGCUUCUCAAUGAUAACAUUUUUUGAGACAUUGACUGAGGCAUUGAAUCAAGAGGAACUACAAGAGUUUGUGAUUACAGCAAGGAGGAUCUGGUGGAGAAGGAACUCUUUCAUUUUCAAGAAAGGAUUUACACAUCCAAACCAUAUUGUUAGAGAGGCAAGAGCUACUCUAAACAUGAUGGCAGAAAAGAACCCAGACCAGUGCAAUACACAAGCCUCUCCCACGGUUAUUGCAACAUUGAGGCAGAAAGAAAAGCUCUACCCUGACCCUCUACUAGCUGAAUCAUACGGUGCUCUCCAAGCUGUGAAACUGGCUAGGGAGAUUGGUCUGCAUCAGGUCAUACUCGAAGGUGAUUCACUGCAAGUCACAAAAGCCUUGGUUGAAGACAGAGAAGCAUUGAGUAGUUCAAGCAUGUUUUGUAGUGAAGCUAGACAUUUCCUCAAGCUGUUUGAAAAAUGGGAAGUCACUCAUGUUAGAAGGAAUGGCAAUCACAUAGCCUAUUUACUUGCAAAAAAUGCUCUUAGCAUUACUGAUCAAAUUGUAACUAUGGAGGAUACUCCAUCUUGUAUUGCUAACUUUAUUUAA
Juglans regia (Persian walnut) is the source of this 1182-nucleotide messenger RNA. RefSeq lists its product as uncharacterized. The transcript has 2 exons. Lineage: Eukaryota; Viridiplantae; Streptophyta; Magnoliopsida; Fagales; Juglandaceae. The record is from RefSeq and is a predicted model, not a curated record. Gene Ontology annotation, molecular function: RNA-DNA hybrid ribonuclease activity; nucleic acid binding. The coding region runs from base 1 to 1182 and encodes 393 amino acids.